Molecule: messenger RNA, 1188 nt
Organism: Penicillium arizonense
Lineage: Eukaryota; Fungi; Ascomycota; Eurotiomycetes; Eurotiales; Aspergillaceae
Product: phosphotransferase family protein
Exons: 4
Coding region: 1-1188 (395 amino acids)
Source: RefSeq, a predicted model, not a curated record
AUGCGACCAACCCCUCUACCCCCAAUCUACAGGGGCAAGCUAAUGUUCUUCGACGAAGUCCUCUGGGACAAAGCCGACGAACUCCUAGCAUCAUGGAAAAGCAAACUCUUCAACCAAGCCGCCAUAAAAGAGAUGACAGCUCUAAUCCAGCAUCACCGCGAAGGCAUCGCAGACCGGCUCUUCCCACCGCGAAAGGGCUCGUUCAAUAUGGUGAUCCGCCUCCGCUUCCUAGACGGCGCAUCUACAAUUAUCCGCCUCCCAAUACCAGGAUACUCAAUCUUCCCCGAAGAAAAAGUCCAGCGCGAAGUCUCAGUCAUGCGCUUUCUCGAGCGGCACACUGACAUCCGUGUCCCGCAUAUAUUGCAUUAUGGCAUGGCCGAGCAUAGUCCCGCCCGACUAGGCCCGUUCAUUAUUAUAGAGUACAUUGACAAUGACGCCGAUUUGGUUGACGCGCUGAAUACUCCCGGAAUCCCCAUCGAAGAACGCCCAAUUCUUGAUCCGGAUAUUGCACCUGCUAGGAUUAGAUCUGUGUACAGUGAUAUGGCAGGGUUGAUAUUACAAAUUUCAAAGUGUUCAUUCAAUGCCACCGGAUGCAUUUCCAAUAAUGAAAACGAUGAACUCGAUAACGAGUGGGUUGUCAAACAUAGAACGCUCAGCAUCAACAUGAACGAACUCGUUCAGCAGAAACACGAUGCUAUCGACUAUGCAGAGGACUGUCGAACGAAGUACAUUGCACGUUGUCUAUUUCGGAAGCUAGCACGGGAGAAACGACUCUGUCGCUUUGAGUAUGGUCCCUUUAAGCUAUAUUGUGAUGAUCUCCGGCCUGCAAAUAUCCUCGCCAAUUCCGACUUUGACUACAAGAUCUGUGGUGCGAUUGAUUGGGAAUUUUCAUAUGCCGCACCUGCGGACUUUGUCUAUGCCCCACCGUGCUGGUUACUCCUUGAACGGCCAGAGUACUGGGAACGGGGGUUGGAUGAUUGGACGAGGGCUUAUGAGCAGCGUCUGGAGGUCUGGCUAGAGGAGAUGGUCGUGCGGGAAGAUGCUGAGAUUGCGCGUGGUGUGAUUGGAGAGGAGAAUCGCCUAUCCGGGUUUAUGCGGGAGAGUUGGGAGAAUGGCGAUUUUUGGAAUGAAAGCCUCAGCCAGUCAUCCAGCGGACUAAACCCUGGAAGCGGAAAUGACAAUUUUUAG